AUGGCGCCCUCGGGCCCGGGCGGCGUGCGGCGGCGGUGCCGGCGGGUGCUCUACUGGAUCCCGGUGGUUUUCAUCAGCCUGCUGCUGGGCUGGUCCUACUACGCCUACGCUAUCCAGCUGUGCAUAGUGUCCAUGGAAAACAUUGGUGAACAAGUUGUGAGCCUCAUGGCUUAUCAUCUGCUUUUUGCAAUGUUUGUUUGGUCAUACUGGAAAACCAUUUUUACACUGCCCAUGAAUCCUUCAAAAGAAUUCCAUCUCUCUUAUGCAGAGAAAGAACUGCUGGAGAGAGAGCCGAGAGGAGAAGCCCAUCAGGAAGUUCUGAGGCGAGCAGCCAAAGACCUUCCCAUCUAUACCCGGACCAUGUCCGGAGCAAUCCGGUAUUGUGACAGAUGCCAACUUAUAAAACCAGACCGCUGCCAUCACUGUUCCGUCUGUGAUAAAUGUAUUUUGAAGAUGGACCAUCAUUGCCCAUGGGUGAACAAUUGCGUUGGAUUUUCAAAUUACAAAUUUUUCCUCCUUUUCUUGGCGUAUUCUCUGCUGUACUGCCUUUUUAUUGCUGCUACAGAUUUACAGUAUUUUAUCAGAUUUUGGACAAAUGGUCUGCCCGAUACGCAAGCCAAGUUCCAUAUUAUGUUCUUAUUCUUCGCUGCAGCCAUGUUCUCAGUCAGCUUGUCUUCUCUGUUUGGUUAUCAUUGUUGGCUAGUCAGCAAAAAUAAAUCUACAUUAGAGGCAUUCAGAAAUCCAGUAUUUAGACAUGGGACAGAUAAGAAUGGAUUCAGCCUGGGUUUCAGUAAAAACAUGCGGCAAGUUUUUGGUGAUGAGAAGAAGUACUGGCUGCUACCAGUAUUUUCAAGUCAAGGUGAUGGCUGCUCCUUUCCAACUUGCCUUGUUAACCAGGAUCCUGAACAACCGUCCACUCCUGCGGGACUAAAUUCAACAGCUAAAAAUCCUGAAAACCAUCAGUUCCCUGCAAAGCCAUUGAGAGAGUCCCAGAGCCACCUCCUUACGGAUUCUCAGACCUGGACUGAGAGCAGCUCAAACCCUGGAAAAGGCAAAGCCGGUAUGAGCAACCCUGCAUUAACUAUGGAGAAUGAAACCUAACUCUACAAUCAAAAAUGAAAUCACUUUUAUAAAGUACCAAUGCUGUAGAAGGAUGGAACAGGCUUCCCACAGGAAGGCACUGUUGGCCAAUUGUCCCUACAACCCUUUGGUUAAAUAUGCAAAUUUUUUGUCAGUGAUGGGGAUCAAACCCAGCAGUAUGAAGAAGAAUUUUGAGUACAAUUUUAUCACCAAACGGAUGCUUACAGCAGAACACAGUUCAGUCCAAUAUAUAAACUGCUAUAAUUAACACAAAUUCCUUUAAAAGCAAUUAAAAAGGAACUAUUUUCUGCCAAAAACUGAGAAAAACUUCAUGGGCCAGUUUUCAUUCAGAUAUUUGGGUUGUACAAUUUAUCACAUAAUCCCAUUAGUUAUUUGAUAUUCUCUUUCAUAAAAUUUAGAUUAAUCUUCAAAUUUGAAAAUUUUCAAGUCACAUUCCAAUGCUAAGCUGUAUUCAGAAGCAGGUAAGAAAUUGUCCUUCUAUGAUUUUUCCCCACUGAUGUUAAUCUGGCUUCAGAUAAGGGAACUGCAGUAAGUAUGAAUUCAUUAUGAAAGUCAAGCAGCCUACAGCUGAAGGUCACCAUUUUUUGUGAAAGGCUUUAAUUCUAAUGCUAGACUUUGUCUCCCGUUGGAAAAUAGGUAUAAACACCGAAGCUUGAGUUCACUGUUCAAAGCAAUUGGAUAAAAACCUUUGUCAGAGCUAAUAUAGUGCUUUGACAAAGAACUUACAUUAGAAAUUUAUUUUUAUCUUUUAAUUUGACAUCAGAGGGGAUUUAUGAAGUUUGCUUAGUAACACUCUUUUGUUGGUUUGGAUAUUAUAAAAAUCUGUUUUCUUAACUGCUUGUACUAUUUUGUGGUGAAAUUACUGAGUUCUAAGCAUUCCUGAUGGAUCAAUGAAUUAUUCCUCUACUUACAUCUGUAACAUCUCUGUGUCCUGUCAUCAAAACUAUAAUUGCCAGUAUAUAUUUUUCCUCAAAUACCUAUCAAGAUUAAAUUAUGCAAACCAUUUAAAAAAUCAUAUACUUUUGGAAGUUUAGCUAACUGUAAACUAAACAGUGUGCUGUUUGGAAAUGUAGUUUCAGGUAAACUAAAAUAAUGUGUUUGUUGAUGCCAAAAUGUUUGGCCUCAGUAAAUAAACUCAGAAGCUUUUGUGCCUUGUAUGCACUAUUUGCAGAGAGAAAACAUCUCAUUAAAAAAAAAAAAAAACUCAGAAGUUUUAUAAAUUAACCAUUAGGAUGGUGAGCUGUGUGGUUUCUUUGGUACUAAUUCUGAGGAUUUCAAAUAGAUUGGCUUUUAAAAAACAGGAUUCGCUAUAAACUAAAAGCCCAGAAGAUAAAAGAAAAAGGAAAGAUCUUUGCAAUUCUUCAUCCUUGCUAAAACAUUCUAGAGUUUUAUGUUAAAUGUGCAUAAGGAAGAACGGACAUCACCCCACUCCAUUCUGUGGUUCGCUUGGGUGCCCUUCCGUGAAAGAGCGUGACAGUCACAAUCAUGUAGUUUGAGCUAGAGAGUUUAAUCUGACAAUCCACUUCAAAAGUCUCAGAGGAUUAGAUAUGCUUUCCCCAGUGUCUUCAAGCAUGUUUUGGUCAUUUAUCAUUACCUGAAGUGCCAGACUGGAGCCCAUAGCUCCUGCUAGAAGUCUUUUGGGCAGCAGCAUGUGGUGUGUUAGAAGAUCUAUGCAGCAGGUUUUUCUGAGAGCACAUGGCUCCCUUAUCCGUUUCCCAGGACAGGAUUCUGUUAGGCAUUUCCUUUUGUCAAACUGGAAGCUGGUGGGGAUGGGGGAGGGUUUACAUUUUACCCUGCUAGAAUACUGUUAUUUCUCCUCUCUUUGGGUCAUUUCUGUAUGUAUUUAAAUACCUAAGUCCAUACACCUUCGAGUCAAAUUGGAAAAGAAUUUAAAAAAAUAAAUUUUUUCAUUAUGUUGUAAUGGUUA
Molecule: messenger RNA, 3028 nt
Organism: Peromyscus eremicus (cactus mouse)
Lineage: Eukaryota; Metazoa; Chordata; Mammalia; Rodentia; Cricetidae
Gene: Zdhhc2
Product: zinc finger DHHC-type palmitoyltransferase 2
Exons: 13
Coding region: 1-1101 (366 amino acids)
Biological process (GO): peptidyl-L-cysteine S-palmitoylation; protein targeting to membrane
Cellular component (GO): endoplasmic reticulum; Golgi apparatus
Molecular function (GO): protein-cysteine S-palmitoyltransferase activity
Source: RefSeq, a predicted model, not a curated record